Messenger RNA from Homarus americanus (American lobster), 4066 nucleotides. Its product is annotated as nuclear RNA export factor 1-like. The coding region runs from base 199 to 1893 and encodes 564 amino acids. The transcript is spliced from 15 exons. Gene Ontology annotation, cellular component: nucleus; cytoplasm. The record is from RefSeq and is a predicted model, not a curated record. NCBI's taxonomy places the organism in Eukaryota, Metazoa, Arthropoda, Malacostraca, Decapoda, Nephropidae. Gene Ontology annotation, biological process: poly(A)+ mRNA export from nucleus. Gene Ontology annotation, molecular function: RNA binding; protein binding.
GGCGGCAGUAGAAGCAACUUUAGAGGUGCUUAUCGCGGUGGAGGAAAAUUCAGAGCAGGCAGAGUGUGGGAUGGCGGUUACGACAAUGACCGGAGUGCACGGCUGCCAGAGGGUCACUGGCGUGGAGACAACAGGCGGGGAUCUGGACGAACUUUCCGUAAUCCACGAGCAUCACGCCACCAAGACGAUGAUGUUGAGAUGGGGAACAACAGAGAAAGAAAUAGGAGACAGGAUAUGUACAAAAGCCGAGGAGGACGUCGAGGGAAGGACUUCAGGAACAACCGAGGCACCCAGAACUUUGGCACAAACAAUCUUGGCUGGCAUAAGAUACUUAUACGAGACGGAAGUAGCCUAGACAAACGUGAAGUUCUUGAAUCUAUACGCAGUCUGGUACAGGAGCAGUUUACACCCAUGUUGUUUGAGCCUGAGGGGAAGAACCUUGUCUUUUAUUUAGAGGAUAACGGGCGAGCUGCUCAAGCCAUCGUUGAGAUAAACAGGAGACUGACUAUGCCAAAUGGUCAGCGGCUCAUCAUAUGGGGUAACAGAUGUUCUCCUCCAAAUAGAAAGAUCCCCGAAAAUCAGCAUGAUAGAUUGAAACGCAUUAUGAGUGACCGGUACUCACCAGAACUAAAGCGACUCGACCUCAAGAACUUCCACAAUGAUGCGAACCUGGUGAAAGAAGGUAUUUUCUGCCCCUUGUAUCGCCAACCAAAUAUGCAGUUAGUGGUCGACAUUAUUGUUGGCUACAUUCCUCUCGUUGAAGAAAUUGACCUCAGCUACAACAAGAUCCACUGCUUCGAUGAGUUAGCGCGCAUUGUCACCACCUGCCCAAAUCUCCAGAAACUAGACCUAGGAAAAAAUAAGAUCCUGAAUAUAGACUCCCUGGACAAGCUGGCUGGCCUUAGCAUCACAGAACUGACUCUGGAAAGCAACCCUCUGUGUGACAAGUUUAGGGACACAGAGACGUACAUCAGUGCUGUGAGGAAACUCUUCACCAAAGUCAUAUGUUUGGACGGCCAGCAACUUCCUAAGGCAAUUGGGUUUGAGGUAGAAGAAGACGUCAGCAAGAUGCCAGACAUCCAGCGCGCCUACAUCCAGGAUGCCAACGUCAAGGAUCUCGUGUUGCAGUUCAUUCAGCAGUAUUACCGGAUAUUUGACACAGACAACAGAAGACCGCUAGAGGCUGCGUACUCAGAGAACGCCACCUUCUCUUUCUCCUGCAACUUCCCCGAGACAGGUCCUGGUGCUCGGUACACAAACAUCUAUCUGACCGAUAAUAGGAAUUUGAAAAAGUUAACGCCUUCUGACCGGCGACAUAAGCUGGUGUAUCAAGGACGCAGCAUAAUACUGAACUACCUCUGCCGUCUGCCGUACACUGUUCACGACCCUCUGUCCUUCUGUGUGGAUGUUCCCGUAGCAGAUCCUAAGCUGAUAGUUGUGAUACUCAGCGGAGUGUUCCGUCAGUUGGCCGACCGAAAUCCGCCCAUUCGCUCAUUCACACGCAACAUAAUAAUCAUUCCUGAAGGAUCUGGUUUCUGUAUCUGUAAUGAACAGCUGUACAUCACCACAGCCACUAUUGAUCAAGUUAAGAAAGCAUUCAAAACUCCAGUGGUGAGUACAGCACAGUCAAGUGAGCCAGACACUUCUAUACCAAGUACCAGUACAGUGCCAGAGCAGAGUCAGCCACCUUCAGUUCCACAGAGUGCACCUGAUCCUGGGCAGCAACAAGCCAUGGUUGUCAAGUUCUCUACAGAGUCAGGGAUGUUGCCUCAGUUUUCACAACUAUGCUUGGAGCAGAAUGGUUGGGACUUCAACAAGGCAGCGGUGAUGUUCUCACAGUUAAAGAUGGAGAACAAGAUUCCUCCUGAGUAUUUUGCACAAAGUGUUUCCUAAGUUCUCAUAAAAGUUAAUGGUUAUUAAUUAUUGGGGCAGCUGUGAAGGUGAAAACUGAACUGCUGAAGUCCUCACAGAUUAGGACAUUAAACAUUUGAAGCAUGAUUAUGCACCAAAGACUUAUGGAAAUUUAAAUUAAUUUUUAGUUGAAUGAAGUAACUCUUCAGUCUCACAUUAUUGUUAGUUUACAGUCACGGAUGACUUCUUUUAGAUUAUGUAAAGUACUGUAGUAUGUGCCUAGGAUUGGAGGCCAACACAGUAUAUACCGUACCAUUAAGACACUGACUUAUAAACUUGUACUGUACAGUUUUCUCGCAAAGUAAAACUGUUAAUUGUUUUUAUCAAAGGACCCAAAGACGUAACCUGUUUGAUGACAAGGCCAAGAACAAUUUUGACAGUGUAAAUGUUAACAAAUUACCCGGUAAAUGGAAAUGCUAAUAUUGCCUUAGAGAACUAAAGUGUCAAACCUAAUUGUGAGAAAGAUCAAGAAAAGUUAUUCCUGUCAAAACCAGUGAAGCAAUAAUGGAGAAAUUUGCCUUAAAAGUUCAAACUAUAAAAGGAACUUAGAAACGUCUUUCCUUUGUUUUUUUUUUGUUUUUACGGGUUUAAUUUUUUUUCUGCAAUAUUUACAAUCCCAACAGGAAGAUGAAACAUAAUUUGACUGGUUAUGUAAAGUUUAGCUACAUGAGAAUGCCUUACCUUAGAGCUUAUAUUUUGGGGUUUAUGUUUUAUUUAUUGUAACAUUUCUUUGUGUUAUGUUAAUAAUGCACCAGAGUCAUAAAAACAAAUCGAACCUCAUACAAGAAUGAAUGAUUAUUUUGGGGUAUACUGAGGUCUGUGUUGUGUCAGGGUUUUAUCUUUAUAACAGUGUUUCUCAGGUGAUGGUAGAUCACUCGUAUGUUUUGUAUUGUGUAAAAUGUUUUCAUUUAUAUAUUUGGUGAAUGUUUAGAUAAAAUCAGUGUAAAUAUAUGUAGUAAUAAGUGCUUUUGGCCACUACCUUUAAAGGGAUAAAUGAAGAAUAUUUGGGCAAGACAUAAAUCCUGUAAAAUAUAUUAUAAAAUAUCAUUAUUUUGAUACCUGUUAUAACAAAUAGUAUAGGAGUUUCUGAUGUGUGCAGACUGUUCCAACUUUUGUCUUUAAUUAGUCCACUGAUGGGGAAAAGAAAGGUAAAUGUGUAUGUAUAUAUAUAUAGUAAGAAAUUGUAUAUAUCAAAAUUAAAAGUGAACAAGGUACAAAAAAACUUUGUGUUUUUACAGUUAGGUUCCCCAAGUAGGGACGCUACAACGGUUGUCAUGUUUAUUUAUUCUUCUCCUGACUUACAUUUGUGGAUAUUUGUUCGUAAGGUGUCAGUGAAUGAGAUUAUACACAAACUAUGAGCUGUAGCAUUACUGUCGUACUAAGUGGGUUGUGUUCUGUGUUCCUGGUACAGUAGAUGAAUAUUUGUAUUAUUUUCUUUUGUUAGUCAUUGCUCAUUAAUUUGCUUCAUACUCUGAAUGCAAGUGCUGCUGUGUAAUCUAGUGACAAACUUUUGACCUUAAGGUUUAUAGGUUUUUUUUAUAAAUGACUUCUGAUAUAUUAUUAUAGUGUAUGGUAUAUAUGGCUGUGAGCUGCAUCAAGGACAGCUAUAAAAAAAUUUAAUGAGAUAUAGUUCAUCUUCUAUUGUCAAUCAAAAUUUACUUCUCAUUCAUACAAGUGCAGUAGAGUGAACUCAUCUGUGUUACCGGUGCUGUACUGCUCAGAGUACAGUACUGUGUGUGUUUCUGCAUACCAUUAAUUUAGUUUUGUUUAUUGAAUAUUACAUGUUACUCUAAAUUACAGCUUCUGGAUUUUGUACAAGCACCUGAUCGUGUGUGUGUGUGUAGAUAAUUAUCAACUAGGGAAACAUCUUGUCAAAAUGGGAAUAUAUAGUGAGAGAUUAUGUAUGACUGGUAUUCCUGAUAUUACCUCGAGAGAAUUUUACAUUGAUAGAUCUUGUGCAUUGGUUAUACAGUAUACAGUACAGCGAGUGUUUGGUCGUCAUGUACUGAAGUAACACACAGAAACAUAAACACUGUCUCUCGAGUGUAGAAAUAAUAUGUUUUAAGAAUUUUCAUAGGCGACUAAAGCUCAUAUACCUGUGGGUUUUUUUUUUUUUAUAAUACAAACUUUCCAACAUUAAAGCUUCAUUAUUUUA